UGUGCUUGCCGUAGUGUACACUUAACGUCACAACGAAGCUAUUUUGAAUUUUAAUAAAUAAAUAAAUUAAUAUUCAAUAACAGAAACAAAAUAGUAAACAAUUUCAUAAAUAAUUGUUUUGUACUCCUAAAAUGCGUCGAGGCUAACUGUAUAUUUUAAUCAAAACUUUGUUACGAAUUACCUAAGUGGGUAACUAUGUCGCGCCAAGUCGACUUGAAUAUUAAUAAACUCUUAGAAGGUUUAGGCCUUGAGGGCGAAGAGAACGACUUUUGCGACUUUACCAUAGCUGAUCAAAAUUCUGUUGCUGAGUCUCAAGGUAUAACUCCGACGACUCCAUCAAAUUUUAAACCCAUUCUCGGAGGCAAUGUUACUUACGUUGUCGCCUGUGUUAUAUUAAAUGAGAAAAACGAGAUUUUGAUGAUGCAAGAGGCCAAAGAAAGCUGCGCAGGUAAGUGGUAUCUACCUGCAGGACGUAUGGAAAAAGAUGAAACAAUAAUACAAGCUGCAGCUAGAGAAGUAUUGGAAGAGACUGGGCUCCAUUGCAAACCGGAAACACUACUUGUAGUAGAAACUGCUGGUGGUACUUGGUAUAGAUUUGUUUUGACAGGAAAAGUAAUUGGAGGGGAGCUUAAAACUCCUGCCAGAGCAGAUAAGGAAUCUUUACAGGCUAAAUGGAUUGCAAAUCUAGAUGAGAUAACAUUGCGAGCAAAUGAUGUAUUGCAUUUAAUUGAAAGAGCUAAAAUGUAUAAAGAUAGUUUGCCUGGUGAGUCCUGGCAUAAAAACAUUUUACCUGCCCCUAUACCACACACAAAAGAUUUGUUGAGACUUAUUGUCUUAAUAAAAAAACGAAGUACAAAUAGAAUGCAUGUGUUAUUGAGUGAGAAAAGCGCCUUACACUUUCCUACAUGCGAAGUAAAUCCAGCAAAAAGUGUUCAUUCUACAUUACGUAGGUUUAUGGUUGAAAUGUUUGGUGCAGAUGUAGCGCAACAUAGACCUCUAGGUCUUUUCAAUGUAGAGGCUGACCCUUCAGCACAUGGUUGUUGUCUAACCUUGUUAGUUGUAUUUAGACCACCACUGGAGGAAGUACCUUUAAUUGGAAAAUGUGCAUGGCAUGAAUUAAGUCAAGAAAUGGAGAAAAAAAUUUCACCACUUGUUUCAAAGAAAAAUUCUACAAUAGAAUUACAUGUUGUACGCUAAAUCUGCAUUAUUCACUGUUAAAAAUAACAGGUGCUACAAGAAUACUCAAUUGUUAUAAUUAUUUAUCUUCUAAAAUUUACUUGUAGAAGAAGAUGUGUAUUUUAUGGUAGCUUUAAAUUUUCGUUUAGAUUUUUAAUAAUUUGUUGUAAUAUCAACUAAUUCCAUUAACAUUCCCGUGAGUUGAAAGAAAACUGCAUUUAUUUUAUUAAUAUGCAAGCCUGGUAAAUUUGCCAGCUUAGCUAUGAUCUGAUUUUAAAUAUUUUGUCUUAUCACAUAUAAUCUCAAUUAUAAUAUAUUAAGGUACAAAAUGUAUUAUGUAGCUUAUUUAACAGAAUUAACAUGUUUUUUUUGGUGAAGGUAAACCUACAUGUGAAUUUACUAACAUUAAUUACUAUGCUUGCCAUGAUUAUAUAACAAGUACUUUGAAUGUCAAAGCAUGUAAGCAGAAAGGUUCAAAUAUAUAAUGUAUGUACAUUAUGGCAGUAUGUGGUAAAACAUAAUACAUAUGUCUUUUAAUUAUAUUUCCAUAUACUGUCUUUUAAGUGGAGGCCCCAAACUCUUUAUACAAAUUGAAUAUUUGUAAUUAUAAUUUUUUUAUGAAAUUUUUCUUAAUACAAUAUAUUUAUUUCAAAUUACUGUUUUUGUACUGAAAAGGUAUUAUUUUUAUGGUGCUAAAAUCUGUUUA
Pieris brassicae (large cabbage white) is the source of this 1882-nucleotide messenger RNA. Its product is annotated as 8-oxo-dGDP phosphatase NUDT18. Bases 196 to 1197 code for a protein of 333 amino acids. Gene Ontology annotation, molecular function: 8-oxo-GDP phosphatase activity; magnesium ion binding; 8-oxo-dGDP phosphatase activity. The record is from RefSeq and is a predicted model, not a curated record. The transcript has a single exon. NCBI's taxonomy places the organism in Eukaryota, Metazoa, Arthropoda, Insecta, Lepidoptera, Pieridae.